CGAAAGGACUUUUUUCAUGGCCGUUUGGUUUAUUGCCCGAAUUUAAGGUCGUUUAUCAGAUAAUAGGCAAGCAAUGGAACAAAUAACCAAAUACAUUAUCAUCAUCGCGUCAUUGAUGACAGUAAAACUGACAGUGACAGAAAGCAAGAACGACACGAAAGUUAAACUCGACAGGAUAUAUUAUCACUCGCCAAUAUUUAUCAAUGUAUGUGACAUAAGUGAUCGCAGAGCCAAAGUGCAUUGUUACUGCGAUAGUAACAAACAGAAGUCAGCUACCACGGCCGAUUGUUGGGUCUUCAGCGGCGGUAUAACAGAAGACGACCCCAUUUGGCCUAGUUUCUCAUCACAGCCUCAAAUAGAACAUCUCAUGUUUAACGUUCGCUCAGACGACGCGUUAACUUUUGUUCCAGCCAAAGCUAUAGUUAGACUCGACAGAUUAAAACAUGUCUCGAUACAAUUCGGGACUAUAAGAAGAAUUGCGCCGUACGCCUUCACGAACUCCUCUUCGAUAAGGCAGAUCAUUCUUAAAUCAAACAAAAUAACCACAUUGGAACGACAUUCGUUCGCGCAAAUGAUGAUGUUGUCGAACUUGAGUCUGGAAGAUAAUCAAAUUUCCGAACUGAGAACAGACGUGUUUUUCAAUUUACCGAAUUUGCACGUCUUACAUCUGUCUAACAACAAUAUUAGUUUAAUACACGAAGGGUGUUUCAAGCAUUUGAACAACUUGAUGGAAUUACGGUUAGAUAAUAAUUACAUAUCAGUAAUAACGAGAGAGAUGUUCGAGGGCUUAGAGAACCUGUCUCGAUUGAAUUUGAGGAACAACAAAUUAGCAAUGAUUGGCAAUUUGGCCUUCAGCGAGUCCUGGAGCCUGAAGGAAUUGCUUAUUGAUAACAACGCUAUAGAAUACAUAUCAGAUAGAGCAUUCAGCGGGCUGACUCAGUUGCGGAAGCUCACUCUGUCUGGUAACAAGUUGACGACGUUUUACGAAGAUAUAUUGGAAGAUAUACGCGGACUGGUAGUUUUAGAUCUGAGAGACAAUCUUUUGCAAACGAUGUCGUAUGAGACCAUCCGCCCGGUCGUGGAGAAUGAUAAGUCUGUUUCGGCGGUAGUUUACUUGGAUGGUAAUCCACUCAACUGUAAUUGCCGCCUGUCCUGGGUAUACGUCCUUCGCAACGAAACCAAACAUAGUAACUUGAGGAGCGCCCUCGAGAAAAUAUCGUGUAUCACCGACGAGUCUAAUGACAGGCUCUCAAGUCAAGAAGACAUCGAAAACGAGAACCAGAACGUACUAUCGGACGACACAUACGAUUACUACGACAAAAACGAAGAUUACAACGCUAAAGUAAAAACGAGCAAAGCUAAAAAACUAAUUGACAUACCACUUGAAACACUGCCAUGUCCUAAAGAAAUUAUGCAGACUAUAGUAGAAACUUACGGGCAUCCAGUUCAAAACGAAAUUAGGCUAAAAGCGUUCUCUUCGGUUGGCAGGAUUGCUCCCCAUUUAAUCGUAAUUAUAAUGUUGGCAAUGUUUUAA
This is a messenger RNA of Amyelois transitella, 1534 nucleotides long. RefSeq names its product connectin-like. Gene Ontology annotation, cellular component: plasma membrane. Bases 74 to 1534 code for a protein of 486 amino acids. Gene Ontology annotation, molecular function: protein binding. NCBI's taxonomy places the organism in Eukaryota, Metazoa, Arthropoda, Insecta, Lepidoptera, Pyralidae. The record is from RefSeq and is a predicted model, not a curated record. The transcript has 3 exons.